Molecule: messenger RNA, 726 nt
Organism: Nelumbo nucifera (sacred lotus)
Lineage: Eukaryota; Viridiplantae; Streptophyta; Magnoliopsida; Proteales; Nelumbonaceae
Product: agamous-like MADS-box protein AGL80
Biological process (GO): positive regulation of transcription by RNA polymerase II
Molecular function (GO): protein dimerization activity; DNA-binding transcription factor activity, RNA polymerase II-specific; RNA polymerase II cis-regulatory region sequence-specific DNA binding
Source: RefSeq, a predicted model, not a curated record
AUGGCGAGGAAGAAAGUGAAGCUUGCUCUGAUCGCUAAUGAGACGGCUAGGAAGGCCACCUUCAAGAAAAGGAAGAAGGGUUUGAUGAAGAAGGUAAGUGAGCUUAGCACCCUGUGCGGGGUGAGUGCUUGUGCCAUCAUUUACAGUCCCUACGACAGCCAGCCAGAUGUCUGGCCGUCCCCGCCGGAGGCCCAACGCGUGAUCGCAAGGUUCAAGAGCUUGCCGGAGAUGGAACAAAGCAAGAAGAUGAUGAACCAGGAGGCAUUCCUGAGGCAAAGGAUAUCCAAAGUGAAGGAGCAGCUCAAGAGGCAGGAGAAGGAGAACCGAGAUUUGGAGAUCACCCAACUUAUGAAUCAGGCCUUGACAGGGAAUAAGAGCUUGCACGACGUGGGUGUUGAGGAUUUGGGUGAUUUGGCGUGGAUGGUGGAGGAGAAGAUGAAGGCAAUACAAGAGAGGAUCGAACUCCUUACGAGGACACCUCCCCCACCAUUUCUUCCGGUAGACGAGAAGAGGAUGAUGAUGAGGUAUGGGAAUGGGGAAGGAGGUAGUGAGGCGGAAAGGACAACCUUAGAGGUGGCCAUGGAGGCCUUGCAGAGGCAAUCCUGGUUCAUGGACGUCAUGAACCCACACGAACACGUCCAUGUGGGUUGCGCUGGGGAUGACAUGGUGAUGCCUGCUACUUAUGGGGAACCUGCUAGUUCCUGGUCUAAUCCUUUCUUUCCCUAA